AAGACGAAGUGUUUUUCACACGUUAACUGUUUGUAUGAAAAUAAGAGCUAGACAAUAACUGUAAUUCCACAAUAGUUAUUCCCCACAGUUGAGACGUUGAUGAUAUAUAAUCUAGCUAUACUAUACUAUACAAUUAUAUAUACUAUACUAUAGCCGCUAUAGCCGUAGGCUCGUAGCCAUAGCCAUAGCCGUAUGGCUAGCCGGAAAGAUUUAAAAUCAUAACUAUAAGUAAAAGUGGUAGAGUUUAAUAAACAUUACAGCUUGGACCAGCUUGGUGAAUUGAGAAUUACAUUUUUCAAUCUGUCUCUCAAGCUUAUCGAUAAAAAAACAUUACACCAUGUACCACCAGUCGAUAGACAUGAGAAAUAUUGCAGGACCUGCUGUAUAUUACUAUAAUCUUGCGCGUUCUUGAAUAUAUUAAGGCUUUGUUCAAUUUCUUUUAAUGUUGAUAUCAUCAAGGCAAAUCGUUAUGGAGAUGCAAGAAGGCAAAUACACGAGACAAACGUCACAAAAUUCAACGUCACCAGAAGGAGCUGGCACAGCAACAAGACCAACGGAACCAACCCAGGCCCAGGGCCAGGGUGUCAUAAUUAUAAACUCUGUAACGAUGGAAGACAAAAUGGAUCGUUCUAUCGAAGAGCCACUUGUUAAUGAUAACCCGAAUUCCACUGGUGUUAACAGCGGGAAUAAUACCUCUAUUAAAGUUCAAGUUAACAAUAGUAGCGUUGACGGAAAGAAGCCUGCAUAUGACAAUGUAAUUGCAAACCCUGGAUCUGCCAACAAGUUACAAGAUGCAGUCAACUUGUCCUGGGAAGAUAUCAAUGUCUUUGUUACCCGAAAUCAGGGCAAGUGUUGUGGACUGGUUGGAAGCAACAAAGAUGAAGGAGACGUCUUACAUAUUCUGAAGAAUGUGGCUGGAGAGAUCAAAGCUGGAUCGCUUGUCGCUCUUAUGGGUUCCAGUGGCGCGGGAAAAUCAACUUUAUUGAACGUGUUAUCCCAUCGCAACAUAUCCAGUAUCGAAGUGUCAGGAACCGUGUUUAUAAAUGGCAACCCAAUUAGCGAUGAAAUCAAUAAUAUGUCGGCAUAUGUUCAGCAAGAAGAUUUAUUUAUUGGAACAUUAACUGUUCGUGAACACCUGAUGUUUCAAGCCUUACUUCGAAUGGACAGAUAUAUUCCAGAAGACGAAAGAGUAAGAAGAGUGGAAAAAGCAAUUACCGAGUUGGGGUUGGCAAAAUGUUCAAAUACGUUGAUAGGAAUACCGGGACGUCUUCGUGGUAUUUCUGGAGGAGAGAAGAAAAGACUCUCAUUUGCCUCUGAGAUAUUAACCGACCCUCCGUUGUUAUUUGUUGAUGAACCAACCUCUGGACUUGACUCUUUCAUGGCACAAACCGUGGUUGCAACACUUCAUAGUUUAUCACAGCAAGGAAAGACUAUCUUGGCCACGAUACACCAGCCUUCUUCAGAAGUCUACCAAAUGUUUGAUAACAUAAUUUUGUUAGCUGAUGGUCGUUUGGCGUACGUUGGCUCCAGAGAGGACGCGGUUCCAUACUUUGAAAGGAUAGGAUAUCAAUGUCCAAUAAACUACAAUCCUGCCGAUUAUUUUGUUCAAAUUCUCGCGUUUAUUCCAGAGAAAGAGGAGGAGUCUAAGGAAAGAAUUAAGUUUCUCUGUGACAAACAUGAUGAAGGGAAAACUAGUUAUGUUAAAAAGCAGCCAACGACUGAACGUGUGAAUUCCUUUGAAACAAAAAUACUUAACUCUGGUCGUAGGUAUCAAGCAGGAUGGUUUAAACAAUUCCGAGUUUUAUUUUAUCGAGCAAUGUUAAGUGCAAAACGUGAUAAAAUGGUGUCCGUUAUCAGAAUCAUGCAAUCUUUGGUACUUGGUGUUGUCGUAGGUUUGAUAUAUUUACGCCUGUCAUACAACCAAGAAAACAUCCAGAAUUUUGCAGGGCUGCUGUUCUUUAUCGUCACUAAUCUCUCGUUUGCUAGUCUACAAGGCGUUAUUUUUGUUUUUCCUGUGGAGGUUCCUGUAUUCUUAAGAGAACACAAGAAUGGAAUGUAUCGCACUGACACGUAUUAUUUGGCCAAGACGUUGGCUGAGGUUCCUAUAUUCUCAUUCGCUGCUGUUUUAUUAAUUACUAUAUGUUAUUGGAUGGCAGGGCUGCGUGAAGAAGCUGACGCUUUCUUCGUCUGUGUUGGUAUUGGUGUUUUAAUCGUUAACACAGCUGCGUCUUAUGGUUAUGCCAUUUCUACGAUGACGUCAUCGGUCGAGACAGCCACAGCGCUUGGUCCAGUUGUAAUGUUGCCUCUACUUCUUUUCGGUGGUUUCUUUGUAAACAACGACACUGUUCCUGAUUAUUUCAUUUGGUUGCGUUAUUUGUCAUGGUUCAACUAUGGCUUUGAGGAUUUAAUGAUUAAUCAAUGGGAUGAAUACCCUGGCAAAAUUGAAUGUGGUAAUAAGAAUGGUACCUGUUUGACAUCGGGUAGUAUGAUCCUUGAACGUUAUCAGUUGCACGAGGAGAAUUUCUACCUGAACAUUUAUUAUAUGGUUGCUCUACUCGUAGCCUUCAGGCUAAUUUCUUUUUCAUUGCUAUAUAUUCGAGCAAGAAAAAAGGAUUGAAUGUUGCAUCUAUAAACUUGAAAUUUGCGAUCUGUUCAGUAACAGAAUGACGAUAGUCACAAUUUCCAUAAUAGCUUGGCAGUUGAAUGUAUCUUGUUAAUGGCCUGAUUUAUUGACCUAUUCGUCAGGACGUGGGCAAACAUACUUCGUCAGACAUGUAUGUACCAACGUCACUUUCACAGCUCAAGAAUUUUGGAUUUAAGACGAGUCACGAGUGUCAUGCUGAAUCCGCCCUGCCUAAUAUCCACGUCACGUGUUUAACAUGAAUUCAGCAUGCCAUAAACAAUUAGCGCGCUUUUCGUUCACAUGAUUAAGUCGAUCCAAUUGGUGAAUGAGACCAACCUUUAGGAUGAAACAAAUUGGAUGAAACGUGGAUGAAAAAAAUUUUAUUCAACUUUCCCUCUUCCACAUAGUGUCUUUAGCGGCGCCAACGAGAGCGCGUGAUGAUUCAGAAGGGAUCGCGGGCUUUGGUUACGAAAUUGCGCUAGUUGCCUGGUAUUCAAGGGCUCAUAUCAGGAAUCCAAAUAAAUUGUAGGUAAGGCCUGCUUCAGACGUCCAACUUUUUAUGCGCCGAAUCGAGUGCAAGUGAACUUAAACAAAGACUUUAGCGCAUUAACUGAUUAGGUUCGGCACAUGAAAAGUUACGAGUCCAACAGGCCUGCAACCCUCAAAACACAAAACAAAAUCAUUUACAUGAUUUUAAGGUCAAAACCCAUACUGAGUUUAUUUUGUUUUGGCUGUGUUUUACAAAAAAUUUAUCCCAUUCUUCUAACAAUAUUAACUGG
Messenger RNA from Dendronephthya gigantea, 3402 nucleotides. RefSeq names its product protein white-like. The record is from RefSeq and is a predicted model, not a curated record. Gene Ontology annotation, cellular component: plasma membrane. Lineage: Eukaryota; Metazoa; Cnidaria; Anthozoa; Malacalcyonacea; Nephtheidae. The transcript is spliced from 20 exons. Gene Ontology annotation, molecular function: ABC-type transporter activity; ATP binding; ATP hydrolysis activity. The coding region runs from base 443 to 2617 and encodes 724 amino acids.